AUGCCUUCGGUUGAUCAGAUGCACUCUCGUAGACAACUGCCGGCCAUUCGCACCGCCGAGGCGCCGCCUUCCGACAUGACCCCUUCUCGAUCGCGAACCGAGCCUCCUGUACCAGAACAGCAACAACGAGAAAGGUCGGGACUGCAGAGACGAUUACAUUCGAAUAGCCUUCGUCACAGAGCUUUUACGAGCUCGAGAGAUCACCAUCGCCAGAGCGCCAAGGUGACCGUCCAGUCUGCCAUUGAGCUCAAACCUCCGAUCAGCUUCGACGCUUUUCUGCGCCGGGAUAGGAAGAGCCCCGAUUCAAGCCGAAGGGGCAGUGGUGGUCAACAACUCAGUCAACAACAGAUACAGCAAAACGGAUGGAUUGCACAGCAGCAGGCGAAGGAAGCAGAGCGCCGGAAGGUGAAGCCUCUAGACGUCAGAAAGGCGAAAGAGGAGAAUGCAUUCAGAGAGAAAGAGCUCAGAGAUAGCUUAAAAGGCGUGGAGGAGAUUGCUAUGAGUAGUACUCGGCAGCUGGAUGACACAUACUACUCUAUCUUGGAGAAUGCGUCCAUGCUGCGGUCUACUGUUGCUAGUCUCCAGCAACUUGCCGAAGAGAGCCGGAGGAUGCAUUCUACUUUCCAAGAAGACACUGCGAAACUUCAAGAGGACACACAAAAGAACCUCGUUGCUUUUCAUAAUUUCGAAGGGCAAGAAAAGAUGAUCAACGACCUCGUCGGCCAACUCAAGAAUUCCAAAACGCGGACCGGCAAGCUCAACGAUCGCCUUGAACAAUGUCGCAAUCGCGUGGAAGCUUUCGAGAGGAGAGAGAAUGCAAGGCAGAAGUCCCGUCGGAAGAACUGGGGCAUCGUCUGGGCUGUUGUGUUGGGAUUCGUCGUCUUCGUAGUUGCUGUUAUAACAGCGAAGAAUCGCAGCAUCGUUGGCACAAAGGUAUAUCAUGUUGCGAAGGUGUUGGAUUCUUUGGGCAACGAAGUUGGCGCGACGAUUACAGGCGCGUUGAAACCGUCGGCCAGCCCGAGCGAGGACCCUUACCUGAAGCGAUUAUUUGACCAACUUUGA
Molecule: messenger RNA, 1062 nt
Organism: Lecanosticta acicola
Lineage: Eukaryota; Fungi; Ascomycota; Dothideomycetes; Mycosphaerellales; Mycosphaerellaceae
Source: the annotation of a GenBank genome assembly